Molecule: messenger RNA, 1287 nt
Organism: Aspergillus luchuensis
Lineage: Eukaryota; Fungi; Ascomycota; Eurotiomycetes; Eurotiales; Aspergillaceae
Product: sn-1,2-diacylglycerol cholinephosphotransferase
Exons: 6
Coding region: 1-1287 (428 amino acids)
Biological process (GO): phospholipid biosynthetic process
Cellular component (GO): membrane
Molecular function (GO): phosphotransferase activity, for other substituted phosphate groups
Source: RefSeq, a predicted model, not a curated record
AUGAGUGUAAUAUUCAAAAAGAUCCAAGCGAUCCAAGACUCGCUUUCCGACGACGUGCUCUUGCCCCUCAAGAGCUACAAGUACUCGAGUGUCGAUAAAUCCUAUAUCUCCAAUUAUAUACUGAGGCAUUACUGGAAUGCAUUCGUCGAAAUCUUGCCGCUUUGGCUGGCCCCCAACAUGGUCACUCUCUUGGGAUUUCUGUUCAUUGUGGGCAACGUGAUGCUCAUAGAAGUCUAUAUGCCUGAUCUCGUGGGACCUGCUCCUUCCUGGCUAUACUAUAGUUUUGCUCUGGGCAUGUGGAUGUAUUCUACGCUGGACAACGUCGAUGGAAAACAGGCGCGCAGAACGGGGACAUCCAGCGGUUUGGGAGAGCUGUUCGACCACGGAAUCGAUUCUCUGAACUGCACUCUGGCUAGUCUUCUCGAGACUGCUGCCAUGGGCUAUGGCUCUUCACAGCUUGGUGCUUACACUGCUCUCGUCCCUUGCCUCGCAAUGUACUUUUCGACCUGGGAAACCUACCAUACCCAUACACUCUACCUUGGCUACUUCAAUGGCCCCACUGAAGGCCUUCUUAUCGCGAUCGCCAUUAUGAUUGCCUCUGGCAUCUAUGGCCCUCAGAUCUGGAGCCGACCGAUCGUUGAAUUCCUGAACUACCCGCAAAUCUUUGGGAACAACUCGAUGAAGGAUCUCUGGGUCCCCAUUCUCCUCCUCUCCUUCUUCCUCGGACACCUGCCAGGCUGCGUCCUCAAUGUUAUUGCUGCUCGUAGAAAGCAGAACCUUCCGGUCGCGCCCAUCUUCAAGGAAUGGGUGCCGAUGAUUGUAUUCACGGGCUGCAACAUUGCUUGGCUUUUCUCUCCGUAUUCGACGCUUUUGUCGGAGAACCGACUAGUCCUCUACUGCUGGACCAUCUCGUUUGUCUUUGGACGCAUGACGACCAAGAUCAUUCUCGCUCAUCUGUUACGGCAGCCAUUCCCCCAUUGGACGGUGCUGCAGAUUCCGCUCAUUGGCGGCGCAAUCCUAGCCAACCUUCCCCGCCUGGGAUUCCCUAUGGUGAGCGCCUGGGUGGAGCUACUGUACCUGCGCCUCUACCUUGUGUUUGCCUUUGUUGUGUACAUGCACUGGGCCUUCCUUGUGAUUAACAGGAUCACCACUUUCCUCGGAAUCAACUGUCUGACGAUCCGUCGCGACAAGUCGGCAGCAAGAGACAGGGCUUAUCGUGAGUUUGGCGAGAACCAGCCCCUCAACCCAAACUCCGAUCCCAGCAAAGGGGGUAUCAAGAGCCAUUGA